Molecule: messenger RNA, 2457 nt
Organism: Cricetulus griseus (Chinese hamster)
Lineage: Eukaryota; Metazoa; Chordata; Mammalia; Rodentia; Cricetidae
Source: RefSeq, a predicted model, not a curated record
GGGUCAGCCCCAUCCCCAGCAGACAUCCUUCCUGCACUCCACAAGUGUCCCGCUCUCUACUUUGAAGGCGACUCCUCCUACACCCUGAGGUCCAGCCCCUACCUCGGAUCUUCUGCCCACACCACACAGAAGAGCCCCAGACCUCCAGUAAGCCCCACCCUGAAGGCCCUACGGCUUUCCCAGGCUCACUGAAGAGUUCGCUGUCCCAGCCAUGGCUCGCGCUACGGGACCCGAGCGGCGGCUGCUGGCCAUCUACACAGGCGGCACCAUCGGCAUGAGGAGCGAGGGCGGAGUGCUGGUACCUGGGAGAGGCCUGGCCGCUGUCCUGAGGACACUUCAUAUGUUCCACGAUGAAGAGUACGCCCAGGCCCACCACCUACCCGAGGAUACGCUGGUGCUACCCCCGGCCGGUCCUGACCAGAGGAUCCUCUACACAGACACUACACACAGUACCAGGGCUUCGUGGUCAUCCAUGGCACAGACACGAUGGCCUUCGCUGCCUCGGUCCUUUCUUUCAUGCUGGAAAACCUGCAGAAGCCUGUCAUCCUCACCGGUGCCCAGGUACCUAUCCAUGCACUGUGGAACGAUGGCCGUGAGAACCUGCUGGGGGCCCUGCUCAUGGCUGGCCAGUACAUCAUUCCUGAGGUGUGCCUAUUCUUCCAGAAUCAACUCUUCCGGGGCAAUCGGACAACCAAGGUGGAUGCUCGGAGGUUCGCAGCCUUCUGCUCCCCCAACUUGCCCCCUCUGGCCACUGUGGGUGCCGAUGUCACAAUUAACCGCGAACUGGUUCAGAAGGCCAGCGGGAAGGACCGUCUGGUGGUGCACAGCACCAUGGAGCGUGACGUGGGCCUGCUGCGCCUCUACCCUGGGAUUCCCGCCUCCCUGGUUCGGACCUUCCUGCAGCCCCCACUGAAAGGUGUGGUCAUGGAGACCUUUGGCUCUGGGAAUGGGCCCACCAAUCCAGACCUGCUUCGUGAGCUGCGGGAGGCAGCUGAACAAGGCCUGAUCAUUGUCAACUGUACCCACUGCCUUCAGGGGGCUGUGACUUCGGACUAUGCAUCUGGCAUGGCCAUGGCAGGAGCUGGCAUUGUCUCAGGAUUCGACAUGACAUCGGAGGCUGCCCUGGCCAAACUGUCCUAUGUGCUAGGCCAACCAGGGCUGACCCUGGAUGACAGGAAGAAGCUGCUAGCCAAGAAUCUUCGCGGGGAGAUGACGCUGCCCAUGACAGAUGAGCACCAGCCCUGGCUGCAAGAUGGCAUACUGGGUCGCAGGGUAGCAUGGCUUCUCAGUCGGAAUGGCAGUCAGGAGGCUGAUGCCACGCAGGAUGUCCUGAUACCUAGCCUGGCCCUGGCUGCAGCUCAUGCUGGUGACCUAGAUACUCUGCAGGCUUUUGUGGAGCUGGGCAGAGACCUAAACCUGAAGGACUGUAGCGGUCAAACCCCACUGCAUGUCGCUGCACGGAGGGGCCAUGCUGCUGUGGUCAGCACGCUGCUACAGAAGGGCGUGGACGUGAAUGCCCGUAACGAAGAUGGCCACAGCCCGCUACUGCUGGCCGUGAGGGGCAGGCAUCAGGGUGUCAUUGGGCUGCUGCGGGCCGCUGGGGCUUGCCUGUCUGCCCAGGAGCUGGAGGACAUUGGGACAGAACUGUGCAGGCUGGCAUCCAGGGCGGAUAGUGAAGGCCUGAGGGCGUGGUGGGAGGCAGGAGCUGACCUGGGACAGCUGGACUAUUAUGGACACUGUGCCCUGCAAGUAGCCGAAGCAACUGGGAAUGCUGAUGUGGUGACCCUGCUACAGAGCUUGAAGGACAGGCCCAAUGCCCAGCCCCAGGCCCACUGAGUCCUGGGCCGGGCCAGUGUCUCCCAGUGAACUCCCAUUGGUUUGAAGCUGGAUCCUGGCACCUAGUAUUCCAGAGCCGGCUCUGCAGACAGCCUGAGGAGGUGGAGGAGCAUUGUCCAGAGCCUUUCGUGGGGUUCUGGGAGGAGCAGUCUGUUGGAGAUACAAGCUGCUGGGACUUCAUCGGGGAGGCCACCUCAUACCUUCAACCUGUUCAGUCUUGAGCUGGGUGACCAGGAGUGCCUGGGCUUCCCAGCUGACAGGGAUCCCCAUUGCAUUCUUUUGUGGCUCUGGAGUUUUGAGACUGGCUGGGCUACCCCCACUUCCCGGGAAUGGUUGGACUCCAAAUAUACAGAGCACCUGAGGUGGGGUGGAGGAGCCCCGCCCCUGGACACAUUCUCUGUACAUAGUCCUCCGUGCAUCCUCAGUAGACCCUGUUUCUAGGAAGUCGUCCUUGGUUCUCAACCUGCCAUCCUGUGGCAGUGCGAGGUGUUCCUUACUGCCAGAGGGACCUCAGGCACACACCAGCCAUGUCUGCUGAACGGCUUCCUAGCCUGAUGGUGUGAAAAAAUCGGGAGGUCUCUGUUGAGCAGAAUGUCAAUAAAAUUGUGGGGAUGGCUGCUG